Hyaloperonospora brassicae is the source of this 1542-nucleotide messenger RNA. NCBI's taxonomy places the organism in Eukaryota, Oomycota, Peronosporomycetes, Peronosporales, Peronosporaceae. The record is from the annotation of a GenBank genome assembly.
AUGGACGAGUCUUCGCGCUCCGAAUGCCGGGAGCCGCAUAAGAGGCACUACAGCUUUAGUGCGAGCGACGACGUGGUCCUCUUCCGAACCGUGCUAGAAAAUCUGGAUAUUUUCUCGUUUAUCCAAAGUCAGCGGACAAGAGCGUGGCGGGUCAUAACGCAAUGCCUGUGCGACCAAGGGAUCAGCUGUACGACUGAGUCGGCCCGGUACCGGAUCAAGCGACUUGUUGAGAGGCACCGGGAGGAAGUGGCGAAAGGGCAGGGGCCACAAGACGACGCCGCGAGCACGCCUCUAGAACAACUGCUGGCGCAGUACACACAAGCCAACGACCAGUUUGAGCAAAGGGGGCUAUCAAUGCCUACGAUAUUGCAAGACUUGUCACGCAAUGCACGAAGCCGUCACGGUCUGGAUGAGAACCGUGGAGGUUCCGAGGAUAUGACCGACGACUCGACCCCAAUGUCCAACGGGAUAAGUCAAGAUCUAUCAGAUCUACCCCUACCACCUGCACCUACACUAUCAUCCGAGCAGGCGGCUCUCAAGAGCAGCAAAAAGCCCCGAAAGCGGCGGUUUUUCUUUGAAAAUGGACACGACGUGAUACUGCUGCGGCUCAUGUUGGCCGACGAAGGAGUUGUCACGGCUUCAGGGGUCAAACGACCGCAGUGGAAGAAAAUUGAGGCAGCUGCGAACAGCAGAGGGAUGCCUGUGAAUACUCACACCAUUCGCACCCACAUACGGCUGCUGGUCGAUGCGUAUCAAAAGGAAGAAGAUAUGGGUGAGAUCAAGCCAGAUAAAAUGUCGGAGAAGCAAAAGCUCCUGAGGGAAUAUUGUAGAAAGCUGGAGGAAACGAAGCAAAUGUAUGCCGGUAGCAGUGAAGACCGGGUGGACCAGCCUACCCAUGGAAAAGAUGGUGAUUGGCGCCGUGAAUCGAUCCAUGAGAGCAGAGACCGCGCGAAAACUGAAGUGCCUCUAGCAGCAUUAGAGACGCCUUCUCAAGCUCAAGUAUUGACAAUUGCGGACAACACGACGAGUCAAGAUGAUGAACCAACCGUCGUCCAUGCUCUGGAAGCAGCUUCAAACUCUUCUCCCGACCAUGUCGCGACAUCGACGAAAGUCGCCGAGGACACGAUGACCCAAAGACCGGAGACAGCCAGACGUCGACCGGUCUCUGAAUCAACCAGCACUGCAGUUCGCGCGUUAUCAGGCGUGGCAUCAGCUUCUUCAACUGAUGCUUCCAGCGCACCCGUCAAAACGUUAGCACGUGCGCAAUCAACUCGAUGUGCUGAAGCCGGCGAAGUUAUGGAAUCGGUAUCGAAAAAGCAAAAGCUGGGAGUUGAUGCCGUCUUGGAUCGCUUUAUCUCGAUGCAGCGUGACUACCAAAAAGAACAGCGAGAGCACGAGAGGACCAUCAGUAGUGAACAACGGAGCUUGCAGCGGCAGACGAUCGAGCUACAAACGCGGGCGCUAGACAUUCAAGAGAAAUCAAUGAGCAUGCAAGAGAGGCUAAUGGCGAUGAUGGAAAAGGUCAUGGAUAAGCUCCAGUAA